Messenger RNA from Fusarium redolens, 786 nucleotides. RefSeq lists its product as uncharacterized. The record is from RefSeq and is a predicted model, not a curated record. Bases 308 to 715 code for a protein of 135 amino acids. The transcript has 3 exons. Lineage: Eukaryota; Fungi; Ascomycota; Sordariomycetes; Hypocreales; Nectriaceae.
CCUACAGCACCAUCCAAGAAUGGGACGACUGUGAAAGUUCUUCAUCUCCAAUAAGAAGUUCAACACCAAUGGCCUAUAUAUAUAUAUAUAUAUAUAUAUUUAGAGAUAUAUACACCCACAGUACCACACUCCACACCACGACAUCUCGCCAUCUAUCCCACAAUCAGCAAAACCCUCAACCGUCUAUCACCAUCAGAAAGCAUGGCGGACAACAUCAAGCCCGGGGCCAAGGAUAUAUAUGUGAGUACUGCCUCCUUCUAUUCGUUAACCUGUGAUACUGGUUCUCAUCUAGAUUUUUCACUGCUUUAUGAGGGCACUGAACAUCAGACCACAUUGGGAAUCCAUCGGUGGUAUUAGUAGCAUACACCAACCGAUACACAUUCACGACUCACUGUGUACGAUCGCAGACUUCCUCAGCAACAUAAGAACUCUCCCACGAAUCUCGAUGGGCUUUUCCCCAAGCAUAAUGACUUGGCUAAAGUUCACUACUUCCUGGCUGCGAAGAAUGCAGAAUUUGCCCGAACCCCCCUCGACAAGAGAAUCAAAGCGAUGUCGAAGACUGGCAGACAAGCUCGAGGUACUUUCCUAUUGCGUAUCUCCCAUACUUCCAACUACAUCUGAGAACAUUGAUCACUGUUAUAUAGACAUCGACAAUCUGUCUACUCAAGGAGUGAGCCUUCGACGAGGGUUGAGACACAGAUCAGUCCCUCAAUGAUAAGGCGUUCCUAUACAGCUUUCAGUAGCUUCUCCCCUGAUAUUAUAUACGUUUAUAGUUCUUCGUCAGUA